Messenger RNA from Lodderomyces theae, 927 nucleotides. RefSeq lists its product as uncharacterized. Gene Ontology annotation, cellular component: membrane. NCBI's taxonomy places the organism in Eukaryota, Fungi, Ascomycota, Pichiomycetes, Serinales, Debaryomycetaceae. The coding region runs from base 1 to 927 and encodes 308 amino acids. The record is from RefSeq and is a predicted model, not a curated record. The transcript has a single exon.
AUGACGUUCUCAGUAACUCCACUAACCACCCAUAAGCUAACACCGCCACCACAAGACGACGAUGGAAAAUGCGAACUCAUUGGUACAUUUUCACUCCUCACACAGGCGUUUCUCGGGCUCAUUUGCCUAUCUAGUCUUAUAGUCAAGCGGUUCUACGAGUACCCCAUACGACGAACAUGGCCAGUAUGGAGCUUUGACGUGAGCAAGCAACUUAUUGGUGCGUUGGGCGUGCAUGUGUUUAAUGUUAUUUUAUCGGUGCUCAAAACAGCACCGGGGUUGGUGUUGCUAAUACGUGGUGGUGAUGAGAAGCCGAGUUACGGAGAUGAUGACCCGGAUAAAGAUGACCCGUGUGAUUGGUAUUUCUUGAAUAUUGUGUUUGAUUGUACUAUUGGAGUUUACAUCCUAUAUUUAGUGUUCAGGGGAGUCAAUUAUGUGUGUAAGCGAAUGUUUCACAUUACUCAGAUUGAGAGUGGUGAGUAUGGUGAUGUGAACAAUCCAAGUUGGAGAGCAUUUAGCAAACAGUUGGCGAUUUAUUUCACAAGUUUGAUGAUUACAAAGUUUAUCUUGUAUGGAUUAGUGGAGAUUUUUGAGCGGGAGUUGCUUUGGAUCACAUCCCAUAUUUUGCUUCGUUGGUUGGACGAGUAUCCUGACGAAGUUGAGAUUUUCAUUGUUAUGUUUAUCAUACCCAUUAUCAUGAAUUGUUUGCAGUUGAUCCUUAUUGAUAAUUUUAUCCGUAACCAAGUCUGGUUUGAGAGUAAUAAAUUGAUUCGGUUCAAGUAUCCUAAUUUUGACGAGGAGACUGCCAGCACUCGACAACGGGAGAUUGAUGAGGUGUUGAACACUGAACGGGAGGAGAUUGAACUGGGGGGUAAUCCUCAUGCAAGGAGUGGCCACCAUAAGCACUAUGGAUCGACUUCUAGUGAAUAA